CAAAUCUAGGUUAUGUUAAAUUUUUAGAAUUUUGAAAAAAUUGUUAUACUGUAAUAUUUGUCAUAAUUAUGUUUUAUUUAAUUGGAUUGAAAGUGUGCCCCCUAAAAUCAGUUAUAAAGUGUCAAACCAGAAAAAUAUCAAAGUUUGUUAAUAAAGAUGUGUCGUCCAAAGCUAUUCGAAGAAGAUUUUUGGAAUAUUUUAUUGAGGAAAAGGGUCAUAACUUUGUUAGGUCCAGUCCGGUUGUUCCAUUUUGUGACCCCACUGUGUCAUUUGUAAAUGCUGGAAUGAACCAGUUUAAAGGUAUAUUUUUGGGUAAACAAGUACCGCAAUUUGCCAAAGUAGCUAACUCCCAAAAAUGUAUUCGCGUUGGGGGCAAACAUAAUGAUUUAAAUGUGGUUGGAAGUGAUGGGUAUCACCAAACGUUUUUUGAAAUGCUUGGAAAUUGGUCUUUUGGUGAUUAUUCCAAGAAUACUGCCUGUCUCUAUGCAUGGGAUCUUUUAACAAACGUGUUUAAGUUGCCCCCAUCUAGGCUGUAUGUAACAUAUUUUGAAGGUGAUAAUAAAUUAGGAAUCCCAGAAGAUACAGAAACUAAAGAAAUAUGGAGAAUGAUAGGAGUUCAAGAAGAUAGAAUUUUACCGUUUGGUGCAAAAGACAAUUUCUGGGAAAUGGGUUUGACAGGCCCAUGUGGUACUUGCACUGAAAUACAUAUAGAUAACAGGGAAACAAGAAAUAGAUCUGAAUUUGUAAAUAAAGGUUUGCAUGAUUUAAUAGAAGUGUGGAAUAUUGUGUUUAUAGGUUACAACAGGCAAACUGAUGGGAGUAUAGCUGCACUACCAAAUACAUAUGUGGACACUGGAAUGGGUUUUGAAAGAUUAACUUCAGUUUUACAAGGAAAAAUUAGUAACUACGACACAGACAAUUUCAGCUAUAUUCUAAAUAGAAUUCAUAAAAGUUGCAAUAAUAUUCCUGAAUAUUCUGGCAAGUUUGGAGAAACUGAUUGGGACAGUUUGGACACAAAUUAUAGAAUUUUAGCUGACCAUGCAAGAAUGAUUUCUGUUUGUUUGUCAGAUGGAAUUAUUCCUGAACAAAAUCAAAAAUUAAGAAGAGUUUUAAGAAAAUCAUUUUUAUUAAGUGAAAAUGUGUUUCUAAGAGAAAGGGGUCUAUUAAAGGAACUCUGCAAAGAUAUUUUGGAAAAUCUUGGUGAUGCCUAUCCUGAAAUGCAUAAAAAUGAAAAUCAGGUAAACCAAAUCCUUGACUAUGAAGAAGAAGUGUACAGAAACAUUAGAGAAAAGGCAAUAAAAGAUUGGAAAGUGAUAUCAGCGAACAAUCCCAAACUUGAAUCGUUAGAAAUUUUGGAAAGCCCAAGCCUGGUGGCAGCUUACAAAGACAUAACCCUAAUAAAUCCAAAAGAAAUAGAUAGCAAAUUAGCUUUUAAACUCUAUGAUACUCAUGGUUUAGACGAAGAAAGCAUUGAAAAACUUUCCGUGGCUUUAAACCUGCCGUUUAACGCGAAACAGUUGGAAUAUAAAUUGCAGGAGGCGAAAACGCGAUCUAAGGAAGGUAGUUUAUUGAAAUUUGAUAACUUACUGCCCUUGUUAAGUAAUUUUAGUAAAACCAACGACGACUUUAAGUAUAAUUAUGUUAAAAACGGCGAUACUUAUAUAUUUCCUGAUGUGCCAAUAAAAGUACUGAGUAUUAUUCACGAAAAACAAGCUGUGAAAGAAAUAAAACCAAACCAUUACUGUUCCCUAUUGCUGGACAACACAAAUUUAUAUUCUGAAGCGGGCGGACAGAGCAGUGACAAGGGUUUAAUUCACUUCCAAAAGGGCGGAACCUUCGAAGUCGUGGAAAUCGCAAACCACAACGGCUACAUUAUUCACAAGGGAUUCUUUAGAAGCCAAGAUGGCAACCUUAAAACCGACACCAAAGGACAGCUAUCCGUGCUGACGGAGGAUAGAUUAAACACCAUGAGAAACCACACUUGCGUGCAUCUGCUAAAUGCUGUCAUCAAAGAGUUUAAAGGGGCCACCUGUCAGAAAUCCAGCAAAGUUGCGGACACGUAUUUGAACUUGGACGUUGCGAUUUUCGGAAGUAAAUUGACUAUGAACGAAGUUAAACACAUCGAAGAUAGGAUUUGCUCGAUUAUAAAAGAACGUUUACCAGUCGACAAGCUUAUCGUAGAUAGUCAGCAGCUUUUAAGUUACGAUCAAGUAACGUUAAUACCAGGAGAGAUUUACCCGGAGACGGAUAUAAGGUUGAUUGAGGUUUAUGAUGAAAAUGGACUCAUUUCAAGGGAACCUUGUUGUGGUACACAUGUUUUCAACACAGGAGAUCUGGAAGAUUUUUGCAUAAUAAAUUUGAAAUCACUUGGAAGAAGUACAGCAUCAAUUAUAGCUGUGACAGGUAAAAGGGCGAAAUUGGCUAUGGACAAUGCAGUACAAUUAAGAGAUGAUAUAGAAAUACUGAAGAAAACUGUGGCUGAUAAUAUAGACAAGCCUGAGGUUCUGGAAAUGGCUGUAUCCGCUUUAAAACAUAGAUUAAACUACACAAAUUCAGAUGACUCGAUCUUACCUAUACAUGAAAAACAACUCUGCAGUGAAAUGUUGGAAAACAUUAGCAAAGAUAUUAAAUCAACUACCAGUGGAGCAUUGAAAGAUUUUAUAGAGCUAGAAAUGAAAGACGUUUUGGACACCAACGUAAAGAAAACUAAAAACGACAAAGAAUAUGUUGUUCACUAUCUAAGAAGUUCUAUGAUGCUUCAAGAUGUUCCUCUACAAAGGGCUACAAAAUUAUGCCCUGAUUUACCAGUAUUAGUCAUCGCCUUUGCUGAUAAUAUGGUCAAAGCCAGAUGCUGUGUACCCAAGCACAUGAGGUCUGAAAACUUCAACGCUGAAAAAUGGCUGAAAGACAGCGUGGCAGCAGUUUUUAAAAGUCGCGUGGCGCCACCUAAAGGACAAGAUGGAACAUUGGUAGUCAACAUGAAAGCAAGAAAAGUAAACUUACAAGACUGGGAUACCUUGUUGAACGAGAGUCUGGAAAAUGCCGAAAAAUUUGUACAAGAAAAUUUAUAAAUUAAAUGUUAAGUAUGUUGUAAAAAG
Brassicogethes aeneus is the source of this 3098-nucleotide messenger RNA. Lineage: Eukaryota; Metazoa; Arthropoda; Insecta; Coleoptera; Nitidulidae. The record is from the annotation of a GenBank genome assembly.